AUGAUAACGAAGUCAGUAGAAGCUAGUGGAACAGUUACUAUUACAACUGUAACCCAGCAACUAUUUCGAACAAAGAUGGAUUUUAAUGAAUGUUUCAUUCAUCCAAAGUCAUUCUCUUUAGACCCUAACAUUUAUACAGAACUUGUAGAACAUUAUACAAACGAGGCUUUAUGUUUUCCUGUUAAAGUUAUGGAUUGGAUUCCUAUGGACGGUUCAUUCUCAAAGAAUACAGAUAGUUCAAGUGCAACAUUUACAGCAGCUUAUACGCCUAUUAAUGUUAAAAGUAUUUGGGCACUAUUUAGAAAGAAAGACAACUAUUAUGUUAAUUUUGAGAACCCUAAGUUUAAAUAUUUUCAGCUUUCCAUGGGAGCUUAUGGAAAUAUGCCUGCAGAACCUGAAAAAUCAUAUGGACCUGUAUUUUAUGAAAUGGUUGCGAACGCUUGCAAUACAAACAAUGAUAUGAUAGGAUUUAAUGAAGAUGUUAUGAGGUCAUUGGUGGAUGAUGGUAGUGUGGAACAUAAAUGGGAUAGCUAUGACAACACACAUUUCUUAUGUGGUUUUCCAACAGAAGUGGACUUUUGCUUCCAGCAAGGUCAACCAUCUACUGCUCCAAUAACAUACAAAUUGUCUGUUAAAGGACCUAUUGAACUAGCAACUGAAAACGUACCAAAGCCACUUAUUGGAUUUAUGAGGGAUUGUUGCUUUGCAAUACAAGUAAGACAGUCAGGCAUACCAAUAAUAAGACUUGACGACUAUAACUUAGCAACUGACGACGGUGAGGAAUAA
Trichomonas vaginalis G3 is the source of this 786-nucleotide messenger RNA. RefSeq lists its product as uncharacterized. The transcript has a single exon. The coding region runs from base 1 to 786 and encodes 261 amino acids. Lineage: Eukaryota; Parabasalia; Trichomonadida; Trichomonadidae. The record is from RefSeq and is a predicted model, not a curated record.